AUGGCAGAAGCCUUGGCCAGCCGCAUUGUACUCGAGCACGGUACUAUCCACAUCCUUCCUUGGAUUGUUGAUUUUGGCGAGAGCACUGCUCAGCGGACUUCUGCUCGCUUUAUACACAGAAGAAAAGCAGCUAACUCAUCGACAGGGGACAUGACAGACUCGGAGAGCUGCCACCGAAGCACGCUCGUAGACUCCGUCUCAUGUAACGUUACUGGACUGACGAGCUUCUACUCUCCCCAUGGUGAUGCUGGAACCAGCACGUCCAAGGAGCUUCAAUGCGAGAGAAAUGAGGGUCUUACACCUAACCGCAGCCAGGAAAUCGUCCAGAACGCCGGAGAGCACUCCCGUGAUUUGUUUCACCAAGACUUCACAGACGUGCACCAGCCAUUCAGUGGCCUUGCAAUGGAAAACCUCUCCCAAAAUACAAAGCGGGAAGCGACUGAAGGUACUGCGAUUUUACUGAGUGUUGCUACAGACGUGCCGAAAAGGGAGAUGGCCAGAUCCGGAAGCUGGUACCCGAGGAAGACUGUGAGCAGUGCGAGCGUUGAGGCUUUGCGAAGUUCGCCGAUGCCGUCGGACUUCCACAGGAGAGCAAGCGCGUCUGAAGCUGUGUACAUCCUUCAAACCACGGCAAAAGGACGAGGCAGUCCGACUCGCCUGUUUCGGAGGCACGUCACCCCUCGUGGGCUUCGUAGUCAUCCGCCAUCCUCUGAAAAGAUCGAUAGCACGACUUCACAACAGCCUGUUAAACAGCGUGCAGAGAUGUCCGCUACUGUCGAUCCCGCUACCUACGCUUCGAGCGCUCCAGAGGGCAUUCGCAGUAACAAAGAGUGGGUGUCGGGGGACCAGCCUUGGCCAGAGCAGAGCCGCGCAACUGCUUCUCUCGCCCGGCUGCCGGCGGGACCAAACGCAGCUGAACUUGAAGCAACGCAAGAAAUUCGACAGCGCCCAUCUAGUCCUUACACGAGCGGAGACACCUCUACAUUUGCAAAGGACCUAGUCAUAAGUGCCCUCUGUGAUCAGAUACAACACCAACAGUGGAAGAUAAAGACUCAGGAAAGUCGUCUAUAUCAUCAGGAGCAACGUCUUCAUGAGCUAGAGGCCUUCGUCAGCUCGUUUCAAGCUCAUCAAGAAUGGAAAAACCAACAGCAGCACAAUCAACAGGACCCGGGCCAGCUUCUCCCAAGAGCACGAUCUUGCCAACUCAUGGUCGGAGUAGAAAGCAUCAAUGAGCCUGUUUCGAUUCCACCUAGAGCUCUACGGCCCACUACAAUCCCCCCAGUGACAGGCCACCAGUGGUCAGGAGGCACUGCAGACUCUUCCGCAAGCCACGCAGGAAUACAAGUGGUGCAAAGUGCUACAGCAGAUCCUCGGAAGAACCGCAGAGAGACCAAGGGACCGAUGGACACCAUGGGCGAUGCCGCAGGAGAGCACAACUAUGUUGUUUUUGACACUAUAGAGAGCUAA
Messenger RNA from Eimeria tenella, 1467 nucleotides. RefSeq lists its product as uncharacterized. The record is from RefSeq and is a predicted model, not a curated record. The transcript is spliced from 3 exons. Lineage: Eukaryota; Apicomplexa; Conoidasida; Eucoccidiorida; Eimeriidae. The coding region runs from base 1 to 1467 and encodes 488 amino acids.